AUGUUGGCUUUUGCUCUGUUGUUUACGGUUGGAUCAAUUUCUGGAGGAAUCUCCACGAGUUUCGCUGUCGACAAUUCCAACAUCGAGGUGCUGGUUGAUAGUCCGUUUUGCGGCCGUAUCAACAAUACAAAGGUCUUCUCAGGGGGGCAGCAGGGUGUUAGCGUACUUGCUACACAUGGCGACUCAAUCCAGUCCUACGCAACCAACUGCUACCAGAACAUCUCCUCGCUCCCUGCAGUAUGUCGAAACACUUUCCAUCGGGCCAACAUUUCGUUUGGUGUGGAGCCUGUCUCAUGCCCUUGGAACGAAACGAUGUGCAGUGGCGACGGUUCAUCUGCGAUCGCCAUGGACUCAGGUGUCCUGGACAUGAGAACACAUUUUGGGCUCAACGUCGCGGAGAAGGACACCGUCAAGUUUCGUCGAAGAACGACCUGCAAUGUCCUGCCUCGAGAAGGUCAUAUCUUCAAAAGAUCUGCGGAGUAUCUGAAUCGUGGAAACCCUGCUGAGCGAUGGACACUUGAAUAUGGUUCGUGGAAAGGUGUACCUGCGUAUCAGCAUCCUGAGGUCACCUUCAAUCUAGAGUCUAUACUAGUCGAACAUCAGAUGUCCUACUAUACCACUGCCAUGAUGUCCUACAUUCAUAGCGACUCGGUCAGUGGUUUUAUCAUACCCCUGCUUGAGAUGAAUCGUACCGACGUAGACGUUGCCCUCAUCGCAGUGUUUGCCAACGCCGUUGUAUACGAGCAACCCGUUGAUGACCCACUCUUCGCAGCGCAUCGUGUUGAAAUGCGAGAACAGUCAAACGGAAAAGACAAAGCGCGCUACUGGUCCGAUCACUACGCUGGGGUAUCCCGCCCCGACACCUCCAAUACCGUCUAUCCCGACGCCACACCCAUUCAAAUCUCCAUCCUUCGACUCCUCCAAUCCAUCACCCGUGUAACGGACAUGAACCGAGGCCCGCAACUCGGCAGCCUCCGCGCUAGCAAAACCGUCAUGGUCGGCAUCUCCCCCGGCUUGCCAGACAACCAAUGGAUCCGCGAAAUCACUGCCUGGGAAGCCUUCGUCUGGACAGGCUACCAAACGCUCCUCAGCGCGUCUGUCAUCGGACCCAAAGUUUUCGACGCGGAAGGCGACACUUACCGCGAUGAGCCGACGAGUGCGGGGGAUAAGACGCUCUGUCAGAGUCUGAAGAUGCGAAAGGCGGGUGGCUUUGCCAACGUCAACGUCUUCGCUCUUAUUUUCUUGACCACUAUCGCUGCGACUGUCACGUUCCUAAACAUCUUCGUUCUACGAUUCUGUAUUUUUAUCUCGAGGUUCAGAGAGGCUCUUGCACCUCGUAUCGAACGCUGGGUCCAAGAUGGGGUUUUCCAGUUGCAGAGAAGGGCAUUUGAUGCGCAGGAUGAGGGGUGCUGGGUUGAUCUUGAGAAGGAGAUCCCGAUUACGAGAGACAGGGAGAGGUUGAAUGAGCUAACUGUUACGGAGCGUGUGGUUAGGGAAAAGAAAAGCUUGGGGAGCUUUGUGACGGAGGAUACAAUCGGUGAUAAAGGGAAAAGUAAGGACGUCAAGAAGGGGAUCUCCCAUGAAGGGGAAGAGGUUGAGUGGAAGAGGUUUAGGGUUAGUGUUGGUAGGGUGGAUACGAGUGCUACACUUGUUGAUGAGCAUGAAAGGUAUGGGAGAGGGAAGGAGGAGUUGGGUAAUAAGUCGUAG
Didymosphaeria variabile is the source of this 1707-nucleotide messenger RNA. RefSeq lists its product as uncharacterized. Lineage: Eukaryota; Fungi; Ascomycota; Dothideomycetes; Pleosporales; Didymosphaeriaceae. The transcript is spliced from 3 exons. Bases 1 to 1707 code for a protein of 568 amino acids. The record is from RefSeq and is a predicted model, not a curated record.